AAAAGUCAAAUAUGGGGUUUGUUUAUAUUGCUCAACGAAAUGUAAACUGUUAAUGAUGAUGACAAUAUAUUAUUUAAAGUUUUAAACCAUGACAAAAUAAAACGAGAUAUUGUUAACGUCACAGAACGGAUUCUAUUUAGAUUAUAUUUACAAUGGCAGGAAGCGGACGGAGAGUGGGACGGGACGUCAAGUUAUCCAAAUCAUUAUCCUGGUUAUUGAGACAUGGAGCAGAAAAAGCAGGACUUCAUUUCUCGCCAGGUGGAUUUUUAUACGUAGAGGAGAUAUUAAAUAAACCACAGUUUAAAAGUUUUACAGAAGCUGAUAUAAGACAAGUUGUGGAAACCAAUGAUAAGAAACGGUUUGCUCUUCAGACAGAUGACGAGGGCAAACUACAAGUCCGUGCCAAUCAGGGUCACACUUUACAGGUGGAUGAUUUAGAGCUAACACCAGUAACGAGUCCUGCUAACUAUCCUAUAGUGAUACAUGGAACUAAUAUGACCGCUUGGAAUUCCAUUAAAACACAGGGAUUAAGUCGAAUGAGGAGAACUCAUAUACAUUUUGCUACUGGUGAACCUGGUGAUAGUGGUGUUAUAAGUGGUAUGAAAUCUUCCUGUGAUGUACUGAUAUAUUUAAAUCUACACAAAAUGUUACAAGAUAAUCAAUCUGUAUUUAUAUCAGCUAAUGGUGUGAUAUUAUCACCAGGUGAUCAACAAGGGAUUAUACAACCUGUAUAUUUUAAACAAGUUAUUAACAGAAGAACAAGAGAGGUUAUUCAAUGAACAAUGCAUACAAAUCUUCAGGAAAUAAAAUGGUGCUGAAGGGAAACUAGGUUUAAUAGCAUGUUAGUACCAAAAUAAAUGUACUGAAAAGGAAGGAGCGAGCCUUGAAAAAGCAAUACAUUGAGAUAUCCAUUUCGAUAUAAAAUAUAUUUUUAUCUUGUUUGUUAUUUUAAGUCAUUUCUGUGAUAUGAAGAAAUAUACAAAGUAUAAUUUAUGUGUCUAAACAAUUAAUUUAAAUAUUUAAUAAAUUUUAAAUUUUUAAAAAUAAAAAUAAAUUUUUGAUAUUUGUCUACCAGUAAUCAAAAGUUAUUUAAAUUCCAUUUAAAGACCCUGGUAUUCCAGAAUAAAUGGCAAAUGUAGAAAAUCAUAAUAAUCGAUUCACAAAGCAAAUAGGUCUAAAAUAUAUUAAACUUGAUUAUUUCUAACUCAGUUAUUGCCACUUAAAGUUUACAUUAGUUUCUAGUGCUUUUACACCAUCCUUUUUAUUUCUCAGUAAUCAUCUGUUGACAACCGUAACGACAACUCAUUGCUAUCCACGAAUGUCAAGCCAAAAUGUUAUAAAACCUUU
This is a messenger RNA of Patella vulgata (common limpet), 1347 nucleotides long. Its product is annotated as tRNA 2'-phosphotransferase 1. Gene Ontology annotation, biological process: tRNA splicing, via endonucleolytic cleavage and ligation. Bases 153 to 779 code for a protein of 208 amino acids. Lineage: Eukaryota; Metazoa; Mollusca; Gastropoda; Patellidae. Gene Ontology annotation, molecular function: tRNA 2'-phosphotransferase activity. The record is from RefSeq and is a predicted model, not a curated record. The transcript is spliced from 8 exons.